Molecule: messenger RNA, 1972 nt
Organism: Podospora pseudocomata
Lineage: Eukaryota; Fungi; Ascomycota; Sordariomycetes; Sordariales; Podosporaceae
Exons: 3
Coding region: 159-1712 (517 amino acids)
Biological process (GO): myo-inositol import across plasma membrane
Cellular component (GO): membrane
Molecular function (GO): myo-inositol:proton symporter activity
Source: RefSeq, a predicted model, not a curated record
GUGACCAUCAGGGUUCUCAUUGUCAACCCCGUGCUGCUACUCCAUACACUUCUGGAUAGUACUCGAUAAGACCGCGAUAUGCAUUUGCCGACAAGAGAUCUAAAACAAAAACAACAACAACAACAACAACAACAACAACAACAACAACAACCGCAGUGAUGAGCAGCGCGCAGGAACCUCUUAUUUCGGCCUCGGAGCGGGUAGAUGCUGGUGGGGAUCAUGAUGAACAACAAGGCGAUGAAGCCGGCCGUCUCGAAUCCGGGAAAGCGAUCCCCGCGGCGCCGAGUUGGUUUAUCUGGCUGUUGACCUUGUCGGCGGGGAUAUCAGGGUUGCUGUUUGGUUACGACACAGGCGUCAUAUCAUCUACUCUCGUCUCCCUCGGCGAGUCCCUCUCCAACCGACCGCUUAACUCCCUCGACAAGUCACUCAUCACCGCUUCCACCUCCCUCUUCGCGCUUUUGGUCUCGCCGUUCUCGUCGGUUCUUGCCGAUAGUCUCGGAAGGAAAAGAGUAAUACUCGUGGCAGAUGUGCUGUUUGUUCUGGGAGCCGGGGUGCAAGCAGCAUGCUCAACAGUUUGGGUGAUGGUGGUUGGGAGGAGUAUCGUUGGUAUGGCGGUGGGAGCAGCAAGCUUCGUCGUGCCGCUAUACAUUGCUGAGCUGGCCCCGGCGGAACACAGAGGGAGGUUGGUGACCAUGAACGUUAUCUUCAUUACAUUGGGCCAGGUCGUUGCGUACAUUGUUGGAUAUGGAUUUGGGGAAUAUGGGCACCCAGAGACCGCGUGGAGAUGGAUGGUUGGCUUGGGAGGAUUGCCAGCAGUGGUGCAGCUUUUCAUGAUGACGGUUAUGCCCGAAACACCGAGAUGGUUGGUCAUGGUGGGGAGGGGAUUGGAAGCUAGGGGUGUCGUUGAGAAAGUUGCUGGCGGAAAGGUUGCUGCCCGCGAUGUCGAUGCUACGGUCAAAAGCAUCGAGAUCGAAGUUAGGGAAGAACAAGAUGCAAGACGGCUGCGAAGAAGGAGAGGUGAUAGCAAGGCCGGCUGGGCCGAAGGUUUCGACGAGCUGUUCAACAUCAGGAGAAAUAAGAGGGCGUUGGCGAUCGCUUGCUUAUUGCAGGGCUUACAGCAAUUGUGUGGUUUUAACUCGCUCAUGUACUUCUCGGCGACCAUCUUCGAGAUGCUCGGCUUCCCGAUCCCGACUCUUACCUCCCUUGUCGUGGCAGUCACCAACUUCGCGUUUACCUUGGUGGCUCUUCUCAUCAUCGACCGCAUUGGAAGAAGACGCAUCCUUCUCUGGUCUAUUCCAUGGAUGGUGUUUGGGCUACUCCUUGCUGCCUUUGGCUUCUUUCUGAGCGGAGUCACAGAUAGCGAUGCGCCCGGAUCUCCAGUCGUCAUCCUGAUCAGUAUCAUGAUAUAUGUGGCAGGCUAUGCGAUUGGCCUCGGAAACGUCCCAUGGAUGCAGAGCGAGUUGUUUGCCCUCAACGUGCGGUCGCUGGGAAGCGGCAUAGCAACGGCCACAAACUGGGGCGCCAACUUUGUCAUUGGCCUGACCUUUUUGAUGUUGAUGGACUUGUUGGGCCCGCCGCUGACGUUUACUCUAUACGCCUUGAUCUGCAUUGGAGGGUACGUGUUGAUCUGGAUAUUCUACCCAGAGACAGCCGGCUUAUCUCUCGAAGACGCUGCCUCGCUGUUGGAAGAUGACAAUUGGGGUGUGAGGUGAUUUGAGGUGAGGUGAGGUGAGAUACAGCCUCACAGUGGAGACAAACCGAACGGCUGGCGCCAUCUAGAACCAUCGUGACGCACCCAUGCAAGCCACUCCAGCGGGAAGUGAGCAGCAGAAAAAAGCUUGACGUCCAUCCGAGAUGGAUCCCCUCACGGCCCGAAGGGCAGGGUUCCUGAUUGCGCAGAAGAGUCCGCAACAUCGUGAACUCACCUCGAACUGCAAGGCUACCGGCGGCUAGAAUCGGCAAUUGGCGGGAU